Molecule: messenger RNA, 2480 nt
Organism: Myxocyprinus asiaticus (Chinese sucker)
Lineage: Eukaryota; Metazoa; Chordata; Actinopteri; Cypriniformes; Catostomidae
Product: zinc finger protein OZF-like
Exons: 3
Coding region: 147-1682 (511 amino acids)
Cellular component (GO): nucleus
Source: RefSeq, a predicted model, not a curated record
GAAGAAGAUGAAGAAGAGCUGAUGCUUUGAGUGCUCAGUUUGGCACGUGUUUAAUGUGUUUUACAUUAUUUGUGGGACUUAUAUGUUAAAGAAGAAGCUCAUUAUCAUCUGAUGUAGUUUGUUGUGUUGCUGGUCACAUGUAAGAGAUGUUCAUCAUGAGAGAGCAGGUGGAUGUGAUUCACACUGAAGAACAGCAGAUGCUGCAGACACCAGUGAAGAUUGAAGUGAAGCAGGAGGAGAUAAAAGAAGAAAUCGCAGCAGAGGAGCAACAGAGUGAUGAAGAUGAUGAUGAACAACAGAGUGCUGAUGAUGAAACCACAGCAGAGGAACAACAGAGUGAUGAUGAUGAAACCACAACAGAAGAACAACAAAGUGAUGAUGAGGAUUUCAUUCCUUCAGAGCUGAUGGAAAUACAGGAGGAAAGUGAAGAGCUGAAUGAAGUGGAGGAGAAACAUCAUGAUUUUAUAUCUGGAGAAAAAUCUUUGAGUUGCUCAAAGACUAAGAAGUUCCCAUUAAAAAAGCCUCAAAGCGAAACCAAGAAAUCUUUCACCUGCUCUCAGUGUGGAAAAUGUUUCACACUUAAAAGCAAUCUUAAAGUACACAUGAGAGUUCAUACUGGAGAGAGGCCAUACACAUGCCAUCAGUGUGGAAAGAGUUUCCAAAUUAAACAGAACCUUAAAAGACACCAAAUAAUUCACACUGAUGAAAAGCCUUACACGUGCCAUCAGUGUGGAAAGGGUUUCGCAUGUAAAGAUUAUCUUGAUGUACACAUGAGAGGUCAUACUGGAGAGAGGCCUUUCACGUGUCAUCAGUGUGGAAAGGGUUUUGCAUGUAAAGAUUAUCUUAAAGUACACAUGGGAAUUCACACAGGAGAGAAGCCUUACAUGUGUCAUCAGUGUGGAAAGAGUUUCACAUCUGCAGCCCGUCUCGCACAUCAUCUCCGCUGUCACUCUGGAGAAAGACCAUUUGAAUGUGAUCAGUGUGGUAGAACAUUUGUUGCAAAUUCAGGCCUAAAACGACAUAUGAAAACUCACACAAAUGAGAAGCCUUACAAGUGUUCAUUUUGUGGAAAGAGUUUUGCACGUCUGUCCAAUCUGAAAGAUCACGAAAGCAUUCAUACCAGUGUGAGAGCUCAUAGGUGCUUUCAAUGUGGGAAGACCUUUGUUACAGCCAGCGACUUAAAAAAGCACCAAAGGAUUCAUACUGGAGAGAAACCAUACAAGUGCUCACACUGUGGAAAGAGUUUCACUGGGUCACAUGACCUGAAAAUGCACGAGAGAAUUCAUACUGGAGAAAAACCAUACAAGUGCUCACACUGUGAAAAGACUUUCACUCUAUCUCAAAACUUAAAAAAACAUGAGAGAAUCCAUACUGGAGAGAAACCAUACAAGUGCUCACACUGUGAAAAGAGUUUUACUUGGUCACAUGACCUGAAAAAACAUGAGAGAAUUCAUACUGGAGAAAAACCAUACAAGUGCACACACUGUGAAAAGACUUUCACUCUGUCACAAAACAUGAAAAAACACGAGGUAAUUUGUACUGGAGAGAAAACAUACCACUGCUCUUCAUGUGGGGAACAUUUCAUCUCGGCAAGUACUUUACGGAAACAUGUAAAAAAGAAUUGCCCGAAUAGUCACAGCAAGCAAGAAUCAUCUUCCGGUCCAAUGAUAUCAAGUAAAUAGUGAUAAUAAAUCCAAAGAUGGAAUUUCACUUUAAAAAACAAAUUUAUUUUACCCUUUAGUUAAUUGUUUGAAAUAAACUCAGAUUUGUGAUCCCUACAAUGUGUGUUUGUUUACUCUUUUAAUGUAGUUUUGAAAGUGACCGUCAUUGUGGUUUGAGGAGGGUGUAAUGAUUAAUAACGGUGGCUUCUUGUUUACAGUACUUCACAUGUUGUUCUGAAAGCAAAAAGAAACAAAUGAAACACUAAAUGUAGACUGUCUUCCGCUCAAUGCGACCGAAGCAAAGCUAGCGUAUACUCGCACGAUUCACCGAAAGUGAAGCGCUGCCAGAAUUGUGCGCUGUGAUGUGCGAAUGGCUUUCACGUGCUAUGCAGUCUCGUCACACUUAAACUUUUUGUUUGGCCUCCAAUAAGUCAAAGAAAAUGCUGCGUGAUCUUAAGUAAGGAUUACAUAAAGAUGUCGAUUGGAAUGCAGGUGUGAGGGACAUUAUAGACAUAAAAUAAUCGACUCCUCUCUUGCUGUUGUUUGCGUUCCAGUGAUUACCCAUUGGCACACGGGCCGUAGGUUGUCGCCCCCUGCUGAAUACAUUCACAUUAUAAAGCUUUUUCCAUUUAAUGUAACAUUUAUCGCAUAUCACUAUUACAAAUAUACAGCCUAUUGGAAUGAAUGUAACAUUGGCCUUUGUAUACUUCUAGCUUAAUUGUCUCUGAGAUUUAAGCAUAUUUUAAGGAUUAACAAUUUAUGAAUAAAUUGGCAAUAAAAUAAAGUAUUACAAUUAUUCCUGCUCUCUGCUACUAAUCU